Molecule: messenger RNA, 1710 nt
Organism: Bactrocera dorsalis (oriental fruit fly)
Lineage: Eukaryota; Metazoa; Arthropoda; Insecta; Diptera; Tephritidae
Product: bromodomain-containing protein 4A
Exons: 3
Coding region: 280-1539 (419 amino acids)
Source: RefSeq, a predicted model, not a curated record
UAGAGCAAGCUCACGUUCAAACGGCUUAUAGAGCAGAACAAAUAAAGUUAAAGUCGAAACAAGUAAGAAAGGUAAUAAGAAACAAGCAAAUCGAAUUAUUAUUUACCAAUUCAAAAAUUUGACAAACCUCCGAACGGUAUUGCUCGUCACUGUACAGGCGACUUCAGAGCAGCCCGUCUGUUCAGCUAUAAAAGCACUGUACGCGUCGCCGUUCAGUGUCAUUCCUUAAAACUAAUUCAGCAGGAAUAAGUCGCAAAAUCACAACCACAAGAACUGAAAAUGAAGCAAUUUUUUAAUACCAAUUCAUUUGUUGCCAACGGAAGCUCUUCAAUAGGCAAGACCAUCCAUGAGCAAUCUUCUACAAAGGUAAAGGAGUCGAAAUCUUCCAAAUUUUUUCGUCCGUGGGUCAACGAGAAAACCGAAGCUAAUUCUUAUCAAUCGCAGGUAGAACAGAUAAGGGACACGCUACAGAACCAACAUUUGGGACCACCAGCACAGAAGGUGGUCAACUUGAACGAUCCACCGACGAACUCUAAUAAAGUGAAACGUGUACCUGCAACAACGACCAUUCCGCCAUCAAGUAUGGCAGCCAUACAACAAACAAUGGUUUAUGCAAAUGCUAUUCCUAUCCCGCCACCAUCACUCACACCACCGCACUCACCAUUUGACGCACGCUAUGGAGCCUAUACCACGAACAGGAGACAGCUCUAUGCUCAGCCACCAUAUGUGAACACUACAGGGAAUAUGCCUGCAUAUUCAGCAAAUUACCGACCCCCUAACCAAUAUACAAUGCCAAUGAUGAAUAUGUUACACCCACAACGACAGGUGCUUCUACCAGCACAGCCUGGAAUUGCCCAACCGGGUUUCACACAUAAUGUGUUUAAUACGCUACCUUACACCGCACUACCAACGCAUUCAACAGCAGGUCAAUACUACCAUACAAACGUCGCACAGCCUUGGCCAAACGUAGCCUACACGAAUUAUCCAAUUGCAAUGCAACAAGAGCGAGCGACAUCAGCACCCCCAUCACCGACAAGAGAACAUCAGCCCAAAGGGUGUGCAGGGAUGCCAAAAUCCAGGAGUUUCCCGGAUAGCACCGCAUUGCACGCACUGAUAACCCAAGCAAAUAUGGAUAAUAAAACAUUCUACCCACCUCAAUACUACAGUGAACCCAAAAAUGAGGCCAAGACUUCUGCACCAGCACCUACCGCGACAAAACCAUUGUUGCCGGAGGCGACGCCGACCCCCUGCAAAUCUACUAAGCGCAAACCUAUUGAAUAUCUAGCCGGCAAGUUAACAGCAUCUGGAAAGCAAUUUAAAAUGAUGUCUUCCGCAAUUCAGUUAGAAAAGAUAUUAAAGUAUCGGCCGAAUAUGGCACGCCAUCGCCCGAAAAAGGAAGAAACGGCGGAGCAGCAACUUGCCCGUGAAAAAAACACUAUCGCUUGUCGAAAAUAUAGACGCAUGCGAAGAAUUGCUAAAAUUUUGGAACAGGAAAUGGUUGAAGCAGAAUCAGCAAGUCAUAUCGCGGACAUUUUAUGAAGACAUACAACAAUUUUUAAAAUCGUAAUAAAUACCUAUAUAUUUAUAAAGUUGACCUUUAUAUGUAUGAUAUUAUAUGUAAAUUUUUUAUUGUUAUAUAUUUUUAAGUGACGCGAAAAUAAUGAAAGCCAUUAUUUGUUUAAGAGAAAUUUAUUCUUGUCUUUUUACUCU